Messenger RNA from Anopheles nili, 2924 nucleotides. RefSeq names its product peroxidase. The record is from RefSeq and is a predicted model, not a curated record. The coding region runs from base 1 to 2079 and encodes 692 amino acids. Gene Ontology annotation, biological process: response to oxidative stress. Lineage: Eukaryota; Metazoa; Arthropoda; Insecta; Diptera; Culicidae. The transcript is spliced from 5 exons. Gene Ontology annotation, molecular function: peroxidase activity; heme binding.
AUGAUGCUGUUUGUAGUAGCAUCAGCGUUGAUCGCCCUUAGCCAGGUCGAUGCAGUGAAUGUGGCCACUUCGUACAGCGUGGUUCAUCACGAUCAACCCGCCGCUCAGCCGCGUCUGUUGCAGAAAGCGUCCCAUGUAUACGCCCCGGCUGCGCACAUCGUCACUUCCAGCCACACCUAUGGCCAUGCCGCCGCUCCGCACUACGCCCCACUGGUCAGCAAAACUCGCUACACCGUCCCAUUCCUGAGCGCCCUGCAGGCUCAACCGCAGUGUCCGGCACCGCCGACCUGCGUGAAGUCGCGCUACCGCACACUCGAUGGUUCGUGCAAUAACCUGCAGAACCCAACCUGGGGUACCCCGAACCGUCGUUACGGACGUCUGCUAACCCCGAAGUACGGUGAUGGUAUUUCCCUGCCAACGGUGUCCGUCACUGGACAGGAUCUGCCGAACUCGCGUGUCGUUUCGCUCGUUGCUUUCGGUGAACAGGACAUCCCGGAUCCGGAGUACACCCUCGGCAACAUGCAGUGGGGACAGAUCAUGACUCACGAUAUGAGCAUGCAGGCCGGUGGUACCCAGUCGAAGAAACACCCAACCAGAUGUUGUACCGAUGAAGGCAAGCUGAUCGGUAAGGAACGCGCUCCAAGCAGCUGUUACCCGAUUCUGGUGCCGGAACAUGACCCAGCUCACUCCCAGACGGAAACCGAAUGUAUCAACUUUGUCCGUACGCUCACCGACCGUGAAGACCAGUGCACGCCGACGCACCCGACUCAACCGGCCGAACAACUGACAACUGUCACGUCUUACCUCGAUCUGUCACUGGUGUACGGAAACUCGGACCAGCAGAACGCUGGACUGCGUGCAUUCACGGGUGGACGUAUGGCUGUGGUUGAACGUGAUGGAUAUGAAUGGCCACCGAACAACCCUAACGCCACUGCUGAGUGUGAGCUCGAAUCUCGUGACGAAGUGUGCUAUCUGGCUGGAGAUUCCCGUGUCAACCAGAACCCGGGCCUGACCAUCAUGCAGAUUGUUCUGCUGCGUGAGCACAACCGCAUCGCCGACCAGCUGCAGAAGUACAACCCCCACUGGGAUGAUGAGCUGCUGUUCCAGGAAGCCCGCCGUAUCAACGUGGCCCAGUACCAGCACAUCAACUACUACGAAUGGCUGCCGAUCUUCCUUGGCUGGGAGAACAUGGUCAAGAACCGACUGAUCUACCGCGUGAAGGGUGGCGAGUACAUCAACGACUACGACCCAAGCCAGGAUCCCUCGGUGCUGAACUCGCACGCUACGGCCGCCUUCCGUUACUUCCACUCGCAGAUUGAGGGACGUCUUGACUUGGUGUCUGAAAUCCGCAAGCCUACCGGAUCGCUGCGACUGAGCGAUUGGUUCAACCGUCCCUCGAUCAUUGAAGCCGGCGAUAACUACGACUUCCUGACGCGUGGUCUUGCUACCCAGCCUGAGGAGCUCACCGACACCAACUUCGACGCCGAGAUCAAGCACUUCCUGUUCCGUCGUGGACGUCCAUUCGGUGGAGAUCUGCGCGCCAUCGACAUCCAGCGCAACCGUGACCACGGUCUGGCCGGCUAUAACGAUUACCGCGAGUUCUGUGGAUUCAAACGCGCCUCCACCUGGGAAGAUCUGAUGGAUCUGAUUUCGCCACAGGACGUUUCGAAGCUGCAGUCGCUGUACGCUAGCAUUGAUGAUAUUGAUCUAACUGUCGGUGGAUCUCUGGAGGCUCACGUCAACGGAGCCCUGGCCGGUCCGACGUUCCUGUGCAUCCUGACGGAGCAGUUCUACCGCACCCGUGUUGCCGAUCGGUUCUUCUACGAGCGUGGCGAUAAGGAUCUGGCUUUCACCCGCGAACAGCUUGCCGAACUGCGCAAGGCCAGCAUGGCCCGCCUGUUCUGCGACAACGGCAACCACGUCACGUCGAUGCAACCGAAGGCGUUCCUGCGAAUUUCGCACAGCAACCAGGUCGUCCCGUGCUCGCAGCUGCCCGAGGUCGAUCUGUCCCUGUGGAAGGACCUCUCGUACGAUAACAGCCUCAACUCGUUCCACUAUUUCCACAACUACAAGAAAUAGGGAGCCAACGUGGGGCGAAUAGACGCAUGAAUGUUGUUCCGUAGCACAAACAUACACACAUACACCGAUUUUCAUUUCCCACUUUUUGCAGCACGUGCUCACGCCUCGUUUGACGCAGAAUCGUGUAUGAGUUUGUUACAUUGUUUGGUCCCUUACGCCCUCUUCCUAUCCACCACACUCGGGCGAGUGGCACCGUAGCUGCUUGCGCGAGAUCGGCACGCUUUUUGUGUGAUGUAUGCAUGUAACGAAUCCCUUCCAAAUAGCGCACAUACAGCAGGUCCUUGCGGCUUUAACUCACGCCCCUGAAUUUCUACUAGCAUAUGUGCACGCUCCAACCCAUUUCCCUCCAUCAGGACAUUCGCACCAUGCAUCGCUGUUCGUUUUCCGGAGUGAUCGCCAUGAUGCUGGCUUUCCUGCAACCUCACGAUACGUCCUAAACCAAACACUCGAUUGCCAGUGUAAAUAAGGAUCGCACUAAAGGAACAUCGGAUUCGUUUGUAUUUUAUUUUGCCAUAUCCGUUCACCCGGACCAUCUCGGUUAUACCGGUCCGGGAUAGCAUGCAUUGCAAUAACCGACGCGUUUUCACCAUCAUAUUGUUUUUGUUUUGUUUCGCUUUCAACGAUCAUCCAUAUCAACGUGACGCAAUAGCUUCAAAUUCGAUACCAAGCAUUCGUAAACCGCCUCCUACUCCUGACGAAAAAAAUACCCCCGAAACAUUGUACUAUCAUCCAAGCUAUCCUCCUGUUAGUAUAGUGGUAAAACGAAAUAGUGUUAUUUAAAAACAAAUGAAAUUAUAUUAGCUGUAGCUGUAUGUUUUUUUGUGAAUAAAGUUUCCUAACUUAAA